AUGAAGGGAGCCCGGAGUAUUCUGCUCUUGUUGCUUGGAUUGAUUUCAGCUUGGUCACCGACAGCUCGUUCCAUGGAGAGUAAUGGAAUGACCGCACACGUCCGCACCGGACCGGGAGAUUUAGUUCGACUGGAUUCGUUGCCUCGGUACGGUGUGAAGCAGCCGGAGACGCCCUCCGCCCACCCUAUCUACAUCAAGAGGAGCCUUAUCUAUACCAGGGAGGGGGCGUCGUACCAGACAGGGGCGAUCCAGGAGGGGGCCCAAGAAGGCGUUCACCACCAGGGGCUAGUCGGAAAGAGGAUCCAGAAGAGGACUAUCUAAAGACAUGACAGAGGGGCCUAGCUAGGAUGAGCUUGAUUUUUGGGAAGGUCCUUUCUUCGACAAAGUGAACGAACCAUUCCAGUCAG
This is a messenger RNA of Lytechinus variegatus (green sea urchin), 407 nucleotides long. RefSeq lists its product as uncharacterized. The coding region runs from base 1 to 321 and encodes 106 amino acids. The record is from RefSeq and is a predicted model, not a curated record. The transcript is spliced from 2 exons. NCBI's taxonomy places the organism in Eukaryota, Metazoa, Echinodermata, Echinoidea, Temnopleuroida, Toxopneustidae.